Molecule: messenger RNA, 10750 nt
Organism: Passer domesticus (house sparrow)
Lineage: Eukaryota; Metazoa; Chordata; Aves; Passeriformes; Passeridae
Product: collagen alpha-1(I) chain-like
Exons: 5
Coding region: 1-1713 (570 amino acids)
Source: RefSeq, a predicted model, not a curated record
AUGGACAUCAGCUGCCAUCUGCUGCGACCUGACCGGCCCCAAGCUAAGGCCAUAAACCAAAGACCCAAGCAGCAAAACUCUUACAAACCAAGCCACAAAGCAGCAGAAUUCCCCACGUGCAAGUGCUGGCGCCUGCCCACGCCGGGAUGCCUCCGUGCCCAGGCACAGCCCCGCUCCCGUGGUGCCCUGCUGGGCCCAUUCCGAGCUGCGGCACGCCUGGCAUGUCCCACGCGGCACCAAGGGGGCCCCAAGGGGAUUAGGGGGCUGCUUACGGGGCGAGUGGGCGAAGGCGGCUGCGGGAGAGCUCCCGGCGCUGCCGAGCCCGCGCCGCCCGAAUCCCCGGCAGGCGGAGAGGAAGGAGAUGGCGGGGCAGGAGAGCGCCCGGCCGGCAGCCCCGGCGCGGCCGCGCAGGGAGCCGCGGCGAGCCGGAGCGCGCCCGGCCGCGCUGCGCCUCACAGUGUGGCAGCGGGAGGCGGGGAGGGUGUGGAGGCUGCGGGCGGUCCCUGCCGGAGCCCCGAGGCUCCCCGGCCCCGCCCGGCCCGGCCCGGCCCGCGCGGGGCCCCGGCUGUGCGAGCGAUUAAUUCAAGAUGGCGCCGGCGCCCUCCGCCCCCCCCGCGCGCCGCCAUUUUGUCUCCUCCUCCAGACACCUCCGAGCCCCCCCCGGCCGGGCCCGCGGCCCCUCACCGGCCCCACUCGCCUCCCCCCGGGCCCGCGGCCACCCACCUCCACUCCGCGUUCCUCACGCCACCUCCCCCGCCGUCCCGGGCCGCGCCGGGCCUGCGGCCUCCUCGCGGCCUGCGCCGCGGCCUGUGCGGGCAGGGGGAGGCCCGGGCCGGGCGGGCGGCAGGGCCCGGCCCGCGGCUCUUACCGUGCGGGUGGCGGGCGGCGGCGCUCGCUCGGCGCGGCCUCUCUCAGCGCGACUGGGCCGAGCGCGGCGGCGGCGGCGGCGGCUGCGGCGGGGCGGGCGGGCGGGCGGGAGGGGAGGGAGGGGCCGAGCUCGGAGCUGAGUGGAAGCGGCCAAGCUCCCCGGGCCGGGCCCGCCGUCAGCACGUCACGUCACUGCCCGAGAGAGCCCAGGAGCAGGCGGAAGGGAGCGCGCCGCCACCGCCGCCUCGGGCCGCCCGCCCGCCCGUCCGCGGGGGCCGGUGCGGCCGAGCGGGCCGGGGGCCUGUGCGGGGCGGGCGAGGCGGCGGUCGGGGCGGCGGGGCGGGGGCGGCGCGGCGGCGCUCGGUCCCGCGGCUCCUCCUGCCGCCGCCUCCGCCGCGGCUCGGCCGCGCCGCGCCGCCCGGGGCUCGGCGUGCGCCCGCGGAGCGCAGCGGUGCCCCGGGACCCCGUCCCCGCCCGACCCCUCCAUACCGGGCGAGCCCCCCCGCGCGCCGCCGGGCCUGCGGCCCGGCCCGGCCCCGGAGUGCGGGCCGGAGGCUCCGCGCCCCCGCCGCGGGCUCGGACCCGGCUCUGCGCGGCGGGGAGCGGUUUUUAGGGUGCGGGGACUCCGCUCUGGGGUGGACGCGGGCCGAGGGCCGCGGGUCGAGCGGCCUCGGGUCACCCCGGCGCGGGGCGCGGCUGCCGGCGGGAAUUGCCCGGGACAGCAAGGACAGCGGAAAGCAGCGGGGUGCGGUGCCGGGCCCCGGGUCCCCACGGAGAACACGGACGGCGCUCCGCGGGGGCCACUGGCACUCACGUAACAGCAGAACCGGGGCCGGGGGGCGGUGAUUCGCAUUUUGGGGAUUAUGGAAAAUUGGAAGUAAUUUGGCAUUGAAACCUAAGGCCUGUCUAGGGUUGUUUUCUCAUCCUUGUUAUAAAAGCUAAUAAGAAUUUUUUUUUAAAUUUUUUUUUUUAAGGAGAGAGUUGCUGUUGAUCCAUGAAAGAUGCACCCCAAAGUUUUUGAGGCAUUAGAAAUUACGUGGAUAUUCUCUUGGAUAGGAGGUACCUUCAAAUUGGUUGCAUAAUUGUGGAGCCAGGCCUCAAGGAGGUUUCUUCAAGAGGCGUUUUUAACGUUUAAGGAAACUGGAAGGAAAUUGGCUGUUGCACUUAUCAAAUGAUGCAAAUGUGACUUAUCUGGCUGAGAACAGCGAAUGUGUCGUGGUUAUUUUGCCAAUUAGCCUCUGGUUCAGCUUUGACUCCACUUUAAUUUUAUGCCCUAGUCUUUUCUAUCUUAACACACAGGCAUAAAAUAUAAAUUGGGCGGUGCUUGGAGUUUAUUUCAGUACAGCAUUUGAUAAACAUGCAUCCUGCAGAGUUUAACCGUGUGUAGUGGGCUGACCCUGGCUGGAUGCCAGGCACCCACCAAAGCUGAUCUGUCAUUCGCCUUCUCAGCUGGACAGGGAAGAGAAAACACAACAAAGGUUCAUGAGUUGAGGUAAGGACCAGGGGAGAUCACUCAAGAAACACCUAAGGGCAAACAGACUCAAAUUGGGGAUAUUAAUUUAUUUCCAACAAAAUAAGAGCAGGAUAAUGAGAAGUAAAAUAAAUCUUAAAAAACACAUUUCCUCCAUCUCUUUCUUCUUCCCAAGCUCUACCUCCUUUUCCCCAGCAGGGAAGGGAGAUGGGAAUGGGGGUUAUGAUCAAUUCAUGACACUUUUUUCCUCCCACUGCUCAGGAUGAGGAGUCCUUCUCCAGCAUGGGGUCCUUCCUGCAGGAGACAGUUCUGGAUUAACAUCUCCAGCAUGAGUUCAUCCCACAGGCAACAGUUCUGCACAAAGUGCUGCAAGGCAUGGUUCACAGAAUGCUUUGGGUUGGAGGAAGAGCUGUUAAAGAUCAUCUAGCUGCAACCCCCUGCCACAGGCAGGGAACCUUUCACUGCACCAGGUUGUUUGUCAUUAUUGGUGGCAAGCUGCUCACAAGUAGAGGCUUCCCUGUCCUCCAGCCUUCUCUGUUUGUUAUCUGCCUCAUUGAAGGCACACAACUCCAGGACAGUCACCUGCCAUGUCCCCUGGCUUCAGCAGCUGCCAGUCCUGGCUUUGCUGCAAGACCUGCUCCCAGCAGGCAGUAUCCUCACCACGGAGCUCGAGCAUGAGUGCUGCAGCUUGGUGUGCUGCCAUCACCACCCCCUGGGAGCUGUGAAGGGGCUUUGACCCAUCCACCUGCACUUUGCCAAUUACUGCUGGUGUUCAGGGUGCUCCCUGAGAGAGCUGAAGAAAGAGCUGGCUUGGUGUUGGCAGGAAGCUUCACACGGUUUCUGGGAAGCAAGGCUUGGAAAGGGGCCCAGGCUGUCACAGCGCCUGUGUUUUGGGUAGCAUCUGGCCUGAUGUCUGUCUGAACAAAUGGCUGGCCACUGAGACAGGCAUGUUACAGCCAACACUGUGCAUGCAAACAAAGCCACCAACUCGCUUCGGCCCACGAUGCUUGGGGACAAAAGUGCCAUACACACUCGUCUCCAAUUCUAGGGUGAAUUUAGAUGACCAGAGCUGGGAUGUGCACUGAACUGCCCGUGCACACACGCAGCCACAGUGCCUGGGAGACAAAGGCUUGAAGGCAAAGCAAGAUGAGUGCAGCUGUAAGAUGCUUUCUUUGAUGAAAAAACUAGUUGCAACAAAUGAAGUAAUGAAACAAAGACUGACCUUUACAAUUGUGUGUUAGUACACAAAAUUCUUUUGAAGAAAUUGACAUUAAAACUGCUCAUUAAAUAAAGAAAAAUAACUUUAAAGAAGGUUUUCAUGGCAUUAUAAGACAUAAUUUUACCAAGCCUCAGCAUAGACAUUGCUGGGAUCCAUGUAACCCUGAAAAAUAAGGAAUUGGAGGAAUAUCUGUGAAACAAGUAUGGCAAUGUUCAUUUGGAGAAAUUUCAUGAUAAGGGUGGAAUAUUGGAUAGGCAAGGAGUGGGAAAUGUACAAACUGAACAGUGAAACAUAAUCAGAGAAUCUUAUUUGUUGCUUGGGGUUUGAAAACUGUAUCUGAACUUAAACUUUCUAAUGUUUCCUACUUAUAAAAAAGAGUAUUUAAAACGUGUUCAGAUAUACCAGGCUGAUGACUGUCUGACAUGCUUUUUAUUCCAGUAUUAACAUGCAUCUUAGAGAACUGUGUCCAGUAAAAAAUCCCAUGGUGUUGGGACCCAGAAGAGAAAUGGACGGCUCUUGUGUUUGGUCUGUCUGUGCUGUGCUACACAAGGUAGUUGCAGAGAAAGCUCAGAAGAGGGUCCAGAUAUUCAGUCUGUGUCUUUUCUCCUGCAGUUAUACAAGGCCAGUAGGUUGGAACUGACCUAAAAGGUUUAAAUCAGUGAAAAUGUUGUAAGGCCUGUAUCUCUACAGCUGCCUGUGUCUCAGAUAACCUCUCUACUUAAAAACAGCAGCAAUGUGCAGUGUAGUGUCACUUACUUUGAAGCUGACAUUUUGCAUUGUACAGGUUUUCAGUUGCUCGUAAAACUUUGCCAGCUUUCACAAGUCUGAAAUUUUCCCUAAGGGGUGUUGGCCUCAAACUGAAUUUUUUUGUGAAGACUCCAGACACAGUUUUUUCAGCUGCCUCAGAUCAAAAUGCAGAUUAUUUGCCCUUGUAUAGAAAAGAAAAAGAAGAAGAAGAGAAAAAGAAAAGAAGGAAAGAAAAAGAAGGAGAAAAAAGGAAGGAUAAGAAAAAAGGAAAGAAGAGAGAUAAAAAAAGAAAGGAAAAGAAGAAAAGGGGAGAAAAGAAGGAGAAAAAUAAAAGGAAAGAAAAGGAAAAAAGUAAGAGAAGAGUUUUUUAAAUUGAAAAACUAGAUAAAAAAACUUGAAAUGAGAUCUUACAUCUAAACAACAGGGUGGUUCUUGUGUUGAGCAGGAGUCCCUUGCAGCCUGUGGAGAAUUGGUAAGUUAUUUGUCUGCAUUAAAAUCUCUGACAUGUCUUGGUUUACAAAUAUUCAGUAGGCUUCUUAAUCCUUAGUUGCGCUUAGUUGUUAAAGGAAGGCUUUCACAGGCAAUUUUAUUUCUAGUCAUCCUGAUUAAGUGUUGUGCAAGCUUGAAGGUAUUUUUAAUUAGGUAGGACGGUUAAUUAUUUAUUUUACAAUUUCAAAUUGUAAAAAAAAAGCUCUUAGUUUGAGCUCUCAUUGGUUGUGGGGGCAGGGAGAGGGGCGGACAUUAAAAAAUCCAUUAUUUCCUCCAUAAUUGUGUAAACUCACAUUUCAUUUACCUUAUUUGCCCAUGGAUCAAAGAUACAGCCUAGAGUUGUUGGUGAGUACAUGUAACAAAGGUAAAAAGGACUGGUAAAUGUUCAACCUGACACAGUGUUAGAAGUCAGCACUGUUGGAUUUUGAAAAACAAAGGGUAGAGAAGUGUUAAGGGUUCCUUUCCUCGGCUGAUGGAGUUGUAGAUGGCCCUGAGGGUUAUCUGCUUCACUGACUAUAUAAGCAUUGUGUUUUGAAACAGAAACAGCCCCUCCCUAUUUCUCUAGUAAAUCGUUUAACAAGAGAGCAGGACAUUACAAACCAAACCAUUACACUGAGGGACCAGCCUUCUUUUUGGGGAGGCUUCAAUGGGACAACACUGAUUUUCAGUGUUUGUCAGUUCAAAGGUGUGUUAUUUGGUCUCUUACCAGCAAAACUCUUCUGUAGCUACAUUAACUGUACUCGCCUUGAAUGGAUGGGAGCUGGUGAUCAGCUUCCACCUGGAGCAGCUUUCACCAGUCCAUAAAGCAGCCAGCUCUGGAACGUACCAAGAGUCCACUUUGCUGUGAUGUUACGUGUCAAAACAGACACCUUCCCAUAUAAGGCUCAAAAUGCUUUCAAAGAUAAAAUGUCUGGUUUUAACUGCAAAAAUAAAUUCCCAGCGUGAACACACAGGUUGGUAGAACAGCAACAGUGUGAAGUAGCAAUAAAUUUAAAGGAGGAAUUAAGCUUCCAGAAAAAUUGAAGCAAUUUAAGAUCCCAGUUUCCAAACACUUAAAGCACAAGCUCAUCUUCUGUGCACAAGGGUCCCAGCAGUGUUAACAGGACCGUUUGUGUGCCUGAAGUGAAAUAAAUGGGCAGGAGAUCUUUCUCCUUUUUUAAUGCCUUUAUUAAGAAGAAUCAGCUCAGGUGGGGAGAAAUCGACGGGUUGCGCCCACACCGCAGUUGCUCCCAGGCGUGGCACGGAGAAGGAGGAUGAUGCAGCUUUGUCCGCUGGUCUGCAGACAGAGCUGGGGAUUCUGUCCUCACGGGAGAGUCGCAGAUUCCUGCUUGUUUGUUUAACACUCCGGGGUGUCUCUUUAAUCAGUAUCUUUUCAGGUUAGGGUGAGAAGCAAAAGGGUCCAAGCAGGUGCGGGACUACGCUCCCAUCCUUAGACGUCACUUAAGUCACUUGUUGGCUCGUGAUUUUAGGGGUUUUUCUUGUAAAAACUGUAAAACUGUAAAAAUUCAGGGCGCAAUGCAUUUCUCAUCUGCAUACUGGCUCUGAUGUCACUGCCCAUUCUCUUACCUUGGAGGGUCUGUCCUGGUGUCUUCUUGGCAAGCGGCCAGCAUCAGGGAAACAAUAGUUAAUCACUGGCCAUUAACAGGUAAUUAAGGAGCCCCUCUCCAGCAGUGAAACCAAAGAGGUCUGACUUGUUUUUUUUAACUCUGAAACUCAAAAAAAAUACAACUUUCUAUUCAUAACAUGAAGCACACAGGUUCACAGGGCUGUACCAGCGUUUGCUGGCUUGGUGUUUUUAAUGCAUGCUGACAGACAACGAGGCAGGAGGCAAGGAGCCAAACCCAUAUGGAGAACAUGUAAACGCUUGUGACUGCUGUGGAAGGACUAAUUGUACCCCCAUACCUCUUUUCAUUUCUGGGUGAAGUACGACUCCACAUCAGAUUUUUAAAGGAUUAAGUUGUAUAUAAUUACUGCCAAUAUAAUAAAUGGGAGACAAUUUUAAAAAAUAACAAUAAUUGUUGCUAAACUUUGUUAUCAACAGCAUUUUGGCCGUAGCCAAGAAAAAGUACAAAAAAUUAUUCUAUUUCUGUAUGCCCAGUACUAGUCACCAAGGUUAAAAAAAGCUGCUUUAACGAAAACUUACAAAAGCUGAGACUUAACUCUGUUGUGUGGUAGUUAGGAUGAUGUUGCAAAUGAAGUAUUUUGAGAUACAUAAUAGAUUACCUAAUCAAAUAGAUGAUUAAGCAAAACCAGGAAGAGAAAUGAGUUCAGAGAACCCUAAGGUGCAUUUGCAGGAGAAAACACUUUUCAGGUCUUCAUUGAACACCAAAUAAAGAAAAAUAACUAAAUAUAGAAAAGCAUCAUGUUUGGCAGGGGAAGGGGUUUUCUAAAUAACAUAAUGAAUCCUGUCUAGUGUGUUGGAUUUCUUUACAAAUGCCCACACAGAGGCAAAAAGGGAGAGCUGCUGCCCUGAUUCAUUUGAAUCCUUAGGAUUGUGUAACAUGAGACUUAAUUAAGUGAAUCAUGAUUUUUUCCUCACAACUCUACUGAAAUAUUCAAAAAACUAUACUAGGCUUUAGAAAGAAACUGUUCAAACAGAAAAGUUUGUGUUUUAUAAAUGUAUAGUGUGCAAUUGCUUAAUGAAGCCUUCCUCAACACAAGUAAAUAUUAACUUUACUUCAACUAAAAUAUUUCAACAGUUUUCAUCUGUGCUCAAGCACAAUGUUCUAGUGCCUUGUUUUAUAAAAGACAUUGAAGAAUAUGUAUUUAAAUAAAUAUUUUAGGUAAUUCCUUGAACAAGAUGUCUGUUCCUUGGUAACAAAAUUUUCUUGCUAAUUUGUUCUUUCUUCAUUGCAUAUAUAGUGUCCACGUUAGGAGACUUGUUUGUUUGGUUUUUAAUCCUUUCAGGGUAAGAAAGGAGAAUUUAUUUACAUGUAUCACUUAUACAGUUUGUGACUGUUACAGCUUCUAUGUUAUUUCACCAUAAACCAAAAUUUCUGUAAAAUUAGUUAUUCUAGCUGGGUUUUUAGUCUGGAAAAGUAUGAAAUGUGCACGUUUACUACACCGCUCGGGUGGACUGGAGAUGAGUGGAACAUUCUGUGAGCAUGUACAGAUGGAACUUCACAGAAACAAAAGCAGCAACACGAAGCCAGAGUACAUCAGUAAUUUUAGCACCGUGGUAAGUGACCAUCAGCCACGAAGGCAGCUGUGCCAGAAGAACUGUGGUGGUGGAGGAGCUGAUGAAAAAGGAGCGGUGCUCUCAGGGUCUGGGGAUGUCAGGAGGAGGCCACUGGACCUCGUGGAUGUCCACGGGCCGUGCCACAGGCAGGAGGGGCGGGAGCUGGGGCCGGCACCGGGGGCUGCGCGGUGCUGGUCAGGGACAGCAGGCGUUUGAAACUUUAUAAAUGUUUAGUCCCAGCCUGGCACAAUCAGCGACCCAGAACGGCCGGGGCGGCAGGGCUGGGACUUUACACUGCCAGAAGCACCGAUGGGAAAGGGGCGGGGACAAGUUUAAACCUUUCCUGCGGGCAGGCUGGAGGCUCAUCCACAUGACUCAGCAGGGAAAAACAGCAGGAACCCUUUCUGCAGCAGUGAGCUAGAAGGGAGCACUUUUCAAAGUGCUACAAAAUGAAUGCAAUAAAAAUAUAAUUUAAUUUUUUUUCUGGAUUUUGUGUAUACUAGGACCAAAUCAGCAAAGGUGUUAAUUGAAAGUUUUUUCUUCAUCCUUUCAGAAUAAAAUCUGGUAUUUGGCUGGAAAUGGCAUUUCCCAAAUGCACAGUUAAGUCUCAGAAAUAACUACUGACACAUUUCAACUUUGUACCACUGCACAAGAUAUCUACGUUUGUGUACCCAACCCAUUAGAAAUGCAAAUGCACCUCUGUUCAAGUAGCUAAAUAUGAUCUAAAAAGGGUAAAAAAAUAAAAUCACUCUGAAGUAAAUCCCUGGUAAAGCGAGAAAGCUCACAAGGCAUCUGUCACUACUUUAAUCCUGGCCAAGAAAAUCAAAAUAACUUUCAACUUCCUUAGCUGUACAUGAUAUUGCCUCUUGUCAUUCAACAUCUCAGCAUCACAGUUCAGUGACGGAGGGGGUGGCACACCCAUAGCACACAAUGUAUUUGCACUUACACUGUUCACACUUGUCUCCCCAGUGCUGCAGAGACAUGUCCCAUGUAUGCAACAGUCUCAAAAUCCCAUUACUUAUCAUUCAUGUCAGCAGUCAAAGCUUUCCAUUAGAGGAAAUCUAACGUUUCAGUGGCAGAAAAAUAACUCUGUAUGUGAUCUGCCCCCCAGGCCCUCGUUGUGGUGUGACAGGAUAUACAGCAGUGUAGGAGGAGGUGAUCCUUGUGCAAGCCUCACCCUGCCUGGAAAAGCCACGGGCAAAGCAGGUCAAUGCACAACCUCAGCAAGAUUAUGGCACUGGUGUUCUUUAAACUGCAGAUCAAGAGACACAAUCUCCAAAAUAUCUGAAUGUCUAAAAAUGUCUGUGGGUGCUGAACCAGUUGCUCAGAAGCUUUUCCUCAUGUUUCAUUAAACCCACAGGUGCAGUGCACUGAGAAAGGACUCUAAACUUCACCCUGGAGCUGGUGCCAUCCAAGCACUCUGCUGUAGCUCAUAUUCUCUUUUAUGCUCACCCUCCUGCCACCAGACUAGGCAAGGCUUAGGUUUAUCCCUAUCCUAGAAUUCACAGCUACAGAAAGGAGCGGCCAAAGCAUGGAAGAUGCAAUCCUUGAAAUGGACACAUUUAAGAUUGUAAUUGGUCAAGUACCUGGAGAGCCCAAGAGAACUACAGCGGACUCCUGCUUUUCAAAUGGAAAAGCACUAUUCAAAAAUUAAUGUAUUUACUCUCAACACCAUGUGAGGUAGUACUUUGCAAAUGGAAAAACUGAAUACAAGAAUGUAGACAGAGUAAGGGAACACAAUACAGUGCAAAAUCAGGAGCAAAAUGCAAGCUGUUUCAUCAAAUUCCAGUUUGAUGAGUGAAAUCGUAUUUACCUUCAGAAAGCCCUUGAAGAUAUUGAAUAAAACCAAAACCAAGCUUUGAAAACACACAGUACUUUGUACCAAAAUAUGUUAAGUAGCAUAACUUGCUAAAUAGUAUAUAAACCAGCUAGAACUAUGUAUAUUAGUACAAAUGAAGAAGUGAAAUCUAAAGGGAUUAAAGUAUUAGCACCCCACAGUAAGUUUAUUACAUUAUGUUUUAUCCUGAGGCAUGUGAUUCAGAGUAGCUAAACAAAAGUGGUUUUAUACCUUUUUUCCUCAUCCUCUUCACAAUUCCAUCACCAUUACUCUGCCCCCACCCCAAAUCAUUCCUUUCUACAGCCUCUUCCCAAUAUUUUAUAUUUGCUCAACAAUUUUAAAGUCGUUUACUCCUACUGUAUAAAUAACUCCCAGGUCACUCCCACAGAGUUUCAUGAUGACAAUGUUCCAAUUAAUCACAUUCUUUUCAUAAAUCCAUACUGAAAUACGCCAAAACCAGUACUGCCAGUUCAGAUCCAGUUUACUUGUGGAGUUUUUUUGGGGAUUUAAGAAAACAUGUAGUAAUAUCAGAAAUGACAAAUUCAAGUCAGUCAAUACUGCCAUCCUAAUUACAAAGUGUAAUACUUUAGAAUCCUAAAAUCAAGAACCAUAGAAACAAAGAAAUAAAGUUUUUUGUUGGUAACAGCUGUCUCAACAAAACAAAUUGUGCAGAAAAGGUACUGGUCUUCCAAGAAGAGUUUGCUUGCUUUUAAUUCUUGUACUUGAACAAUCACUGCAGUCUUUUGUUACUCAAAAAAACUGUAUGAAUUAAUGAAAAUAAGCAAUAUUUUAUUUCAAUGCCAGAUUUAUGGUUUGUGUGUUACACUGGGGCUGGUUUGACUGAUAUUAAACAGAUAUGUCUGAAACACAAAGUAACAUAAAUUAGACAUGCCAUGAGACAUGUACAAUUAAUUUCUACUAAAAUGUGGAUAAUGAAACCCA